Molecule: messenger RNA, 11022 nt
Organism: Haemorhous mexicanus (house finch)
Lineage: Eukaryota; Metazoa; Chordata; Aves; Passeriformes; Fringillidae
Gene: ARHGAP35
Product: Rho GTPase activating protein 35
Exons: 9
Coding region: 225-5540 (1771 amino acids)
Biological process (GO): signal transduction
Molecular function (GO): GTP binding; GTPase activity
Source: RefSeq, a predicted model, not a curated record
CCCCGAGAGCGCGGACAUGGCGCUGCCGCCGCCUCCCGCCGCCCCCGGCCCGGCCCGAUGCCGCCGCCGCCGCCUCUGUUUCUCCGGACGCCUCCUGGGCCGCCCCACGCCGGCGCCCUCCCGGUGCUGAAGCCUCGCCGGCGCCGCCGCCAUGGCGCCGCCGCGCCUGCCCUGAUCCCGUCCCCUCGCCGCGCCCGGUGGCCCGGGGCCGCCAUGCGCCGACCAUGAUGAUGGCCCGCAAGCAAGAUGGCCGCACGCCCACCUACAACGUCAGCGUGGUGGGACUGUCCGGCACCGAGAAGGAGAAAGGCCAGUGCGGCGUGGGCAAGUCUUGCCUUUGCAACCGCUUCGUGCGGCCGAGCGCCGACGACUUCCACUUGGAGCACACGUCCGUGCUCAGCACCAGUGACUUUGGGGGCAGGGUGGUCAACAAUGACCACUUCCUCUACUGGGGCGAGGUGGCGCGGCCCUUGGAGGAGUGCGUGGAGUGUCGCGUCCACGUGGUGGAGCAGACGGAGUUCAUCGACGACCAGACCUUCCAACCUCACCGCAGCACGGCUUUGCAACCCUACAUCAAGAGGGCGGCGGCCACCAAGUUGGCGUCGGCCGAGAAGCUCAUGUACUUCUGCACCGACCAGCUGGGUUUGGAGCAGGACUUCGAGCAGAAGCAGAUGCCCGACGGCAAGUUGCCGGUGGACGGUUUCUUGCUCUGCGUCGACGUCAGCCGCGGCAUGAACCGCAACUUCGACGAGCAGCUCAAGUUCGUGUCCAACCUCUACAACCAACUGGCCAAGACCAAGAAGCCGGUGGUGGUGGUGUUGACCAAGUGCGACGAGGGCGUGGAGCGCUACAUCCGCGACGCGCACGCCUUCGCCUUGGGCAAGAAGAACCUGCAGGUGGUGGAGACCUCGGCGCGUUCCAACGUCAACGUGGACCUGGCCUUCGGCACCUUGGUGCAGCUGGUGGACAAGAGCCGCGGCAAGGCCAAGAUCAUCCCCUACUUCGAGGCCCUCAAGCAGCAGAGCCAGCAGAUCGCCGCCGCCAAGGACAAGUACGAGUGGCUCGUCAGCCGCAUCGUCAAGAGCCACCACGAGGCCUGGCCCAACGUCAGCCGCAAGAUGCAGCCGGCGCCCGAGUACCAGGACUACGUCUACUUGGAGGGCACCCAGAAGGCCAAGAAGCUCUUCCUGCAGCACGUCCAGCGCCUCAAGCAGGAGCACAUCGAGCGUCGCCGCAAGGUCUACCUGGCCCUGCUGCCCCAGGCCUUGGACGCCCUCGUGCCGGACCUGGACGAGAUCGACCACUUGAGCCGCGCCAAGGCCGAGAAGCUGCUGGAGGCCAAGCCCGACUUCCUCAAGUGGUUCGUGGUGUUGGAGGAGACGCCGUGGGACGCCACCGGCCACGUGGACGACGUGGACAACGAGCGCAUCCCCUUCGACCUGCUGGAGACGCCGGCGGCCGAGCAGCUCUACGAGGCCCACCUGGAGAAGCUGCGCAACGAGCGCAAGCGCGCCGAGAUGCGGAGGGCGUUCCGCGAGAACCUGGAGACGUCGCCCUUCGUCACGCCCGGCAAGCCCUGGGAGGAGGCCAGGAGCUUCAUCAUGAACGAGGACUUCUACCUGUGGUUGGAGGAGUCCGUCUACAUGGACAUCUACGGCAAGCACCAGAAGCAGCUGAUCGACAAGGCCAAGGAGGACUUCCAGGAGCUGCUGCUGGAGUACUCGGAGCUCUUCUACGAGCUGGAGCUGGACGCCAAACCCAGCAAGGAGAAGAUGGGCGUCAUCCAGGAGGUUCUGGGCGAGGAGCAGAGGUUCAAGGCUCUGCAGAAGCUCCAGGCCGAGCGCGACGCCCUCAUCCUCAAGCACAUCCACUUCGUCUACCACCCCACCAAGGAGACGUGUCCCAGCUGCGCCGCCUGCGUGGACGCCCGCGUGGAGCAGCUGCUGGCCUCGCGUUUCGUCCGGCACCACCGCAACCCCUCGGCCGACUCCAACGUCGACCGCAUCAACCUGGUCAUCCUGGGCAAGGACGGCUUGGCGCGCGAGCUGGCCAACGAGAUCCGCGCGCUCUGCACCAACGACGACAAGUACGUCAUCGAGGGCAAGAUGUACGAGUUGGCCUUGAGGCCCAUCGAGGGCAACGUCCGCUUGCCGGUCAACGCCUUCCAGACGCCCACCUUCCAACCUCACGGUUGCCUUUGCCUCUACAACUCCAAGGAGUCCUUGUCCUACGUGGUGGAGAGCAUCGAGAAGAGCCGCGAGUCGGCCGCGGGUCGCCGCGACGGCCACUCGGCGCAGCUGCCCUUGACGCUCGUCUUGGUCAACAAACGCGGCGGCGGCGACGCCGGCGGCGAGACCUUGCAGAGCUUGAUCCAGCAAGGGCAGCAGAUCGCCAGCAAGCUCCAGUGCGUCUUCCUCGACCCGGCCUCGGCCGGCAUCGGGUACGGCCGAAACAUCAACGAGAAGCAGAUCGGCCAAGUCCUCAAGGGCUUGCUGGACGCCAAACGCAACCUCAACCUGGUGGUGGGCUCCACGCCGGGCUCGAAGGACGCGUCGGACGGCGCCGACCUGCGCGUGGUGAUGUGCCUGAUGUGCGGCGACCCGGCGAGCGCCGACGAGGUGCUGCUGCCCAUCCUGCAGGCGCAGCCGUGCCGGCCGGCGCCGGGCGGCGGCGCCGCGGUGCUGCUGGAGGCGGCGGUGGGGUCGCAGCGGCGACGGGUGGAGCUGUCCUUGCUGUCCUACCACGCGUCGUUCGGCUUGAGGAAGAGCCGGUUGGUGCACGGUUACAUCGUCUUCUACGCGGCCAAACGCAAGGCGUCCUUGGCCACCUUGCGCGCCUUCCUGGCCGACGUUCAGGACAUCGUGCCCGUCCAGCUGGUGGCCUUGGCCGACGGCUCGGCCGACCUGCUGGACAACGACGUCGGCCGCGAGCAGUUGGCCGAGGGCGAGGAGAUCGCCCAGGAGAUCGAGGCCAGGUUCGCCGCUCUGCCCUGCGGUCAACCCCAGGCCAAGCUGGAGGUCUUCCAACCGUUCUUCAAGGACGCGUUGGACAAGAAGAACAUCGUGGAGGCCGCCCACAUGUACGACAACGCCGCCGAGGCCUGCGGCGCCGGCGAGGACGUCUUCAACUCGCCGCGCGCCGGAUCGCCGCUCUGCAACUCCAACCUGCCCGACUCCGAGGAGGACCCCGAACCUCUGCCCGGCUACAGCCCCUUCCGCGAGGAGCCGCCCGUGCCCGCCUUGCCCAAGGACCACUCCAAGCUGUCCAUGGAGCUGGAGGGCAACGACGGCCUGAGCUUCAUCUCGGUGGUGGGCGCCUUCGACGGCAAAGCCAACAACAAGAUCCCGCCGCCGGUCAAGCCGAAACCGCCGGUUCACUUCGACGUCAAGGGCGACCUGGGCUACCUGGAGCAAAGCCACCGCGAGGUCCAACGGCGCUCGGUGUCCUCCUCCACGUGGCUGCCGCCGGAUUGCUUCGACCCUUCGGAUUACGCCGAGCCCAUGGACGCGGUGGUGAAACCGCGCAACGAGGAGGAGAACAUCUACUCGGUUCCUCACGACAGCACCCAAGGCAAGAUCAUCACGGUGAGGAACAUCAACAAGGCCACCUCCAACGGCAGCGGCAACGGCUCGGACAGCGAGAUGGACACCAGCUCCUUGGAGCGCGGCCGGAGGCUGCCGGCCGUCACCAAGCCCUCGCUGUACCGGGCGCGGUGCGCGCGGCUCGGACGGUUCGCCGGCUACCGGCCCGGCCUGAGCGUCGGGAGCGACGACGAGUUGGGACCGGGGAGGAAGAAGGACGAGGAACCGGGCGGUCAAGGUGGUUACAAAGGGGACAACGCGGUCAUGGCCUACGAGGCGGGCGAUGGAGAGGAUCCGCGCAGGAGGAACAUCCUGAGGAGCCUCAGGAGGACCACCAAGAAGCCGAAGGCCAAGGCGCGCCCGUCGCUCUCCAAGGCUCCGUGGGAGAGCAGCUACUUCGGGGUGCCCCUGGCCAGCGUGGUCACCCCAGAGCGGCCCAUCCCCGUCUUCAUCGAGCGCUGCAUCCAGUACAUCGAGGCCACCGGGCUGAGCACGGAGGGGAUUUAUCGAGUGAGCGGCAACAAAUCGGAGAUGGAGAGUCUGCAACGCCAGUUCGACCAGGGUAACCCCAAAAAAACCCCAAAAAAACCCCAAAAAACCCCAAAAUCUCCUCAAAAAAUCAUUAAAAAGAAAAGAAAAAUCCAAAAGGUCCCAGAAAAAGCAAAAAAAUCCCCAAAAUUCCCCCAAAAAUCCCAAAAAAAUCCAAAAAAAAAAGGGAAAAAUGGCCCCAAAAGCGGUGACCCUGGUGGUCAGGAGGAACCUGAUGGUGGUCACUGUGGUGUUGUCCACCCCAGGGUCAGCCAACAACACCGCGUCAACCUGAUGACCAGCGAGAACCUUUCCAUCUGCUUCUGGCCCACCUUGAUGCGGCCGGACUUCAGCACCAUGGACGCGCUGACGGCCACCAGGACCUACCAGACAAUCAUCGAACUCUUCAUCCACCAGUGCCCCUUCUUCUUCUCGCUCCGGCCACCUCCGGACACGCCCGGCUCGCCCGGUCCGGCUCCGGCCGCCGCCGCCUCCUUCCCGCCGCCGCCCGCCGCCGCCGCCGCCGCCGCCGUCACCUCCUCGGACGCCGUCGCCGCCGCCGGAGCCGCUGGAGUGACCGUCGGCGUGUCCGGCCAAAACGGGGACCCCUCCGGACGUGACGGACGGACGGACGGACGUGGUGGUGGUGGUGGUGGAGGGGGGAGGGGCUCUCGGACGUUGGCGGGGACGUUUGUCCCAGACUUUGGCCAGGCCGGACGGACGGAUGGACGGAUGGACAGAUGGACGGACGGAUGGGAGGGGAUGCGAGAGGGUGAGGGGUGUCCCUGUGGUGGCCUGAGGGUCACUCGAGGUGGUCCAAGGGUCAUCCAAGGUGGGCCAGGGUGGCCUGAGGGUCAUCCGAGGUGGGCCAGGGUGGUCCAAGGGUCAUCCAAGGUGGUCCAAGGUGGCCUGAGGGUCAUCCAAGGUGGGCCAGGGUGGCCUGAGGGUCAGCUGAGGUGGUCUGAGGGUCAUUCCAGGUGGUCCAAGGGUCAUCCAAGGUGGGCCAGGGUGGUCCAAGGGUCAUCCAGGGUGGGCCAGGGUGGCCUGAGGGUCACUCGAGGUGGUGCAGGGGUCAUCCAAGGUGGGCCAGGGUGGUCCAAGGUGGUCCAAGGGUCAUCCAAGGUUGUCCAAGGUGGCCUGAGGGUCAUCCAAGGUGGUCCAAGGGUCAUUCCAGGUGGUCCAAGGGUCAUCCAAGGUGGGCCAGGGUGGUCCAAGGUGGUCCAAGAGUCAUCCAACGUGGUCCAAGGUGUUCUGAGGGUCAUUCAAGGUGGUCCAAGGGUCAUUCCAGGUGGUCCAGGGUGGCCUGAGGGUCACUCGAGGUGGUCCAAGGUGGUCCAAGGGUCAUCCAAGGUUUUCCAAGAUGGCCUGAGGGUCAUUCCAGGUGGUCUCAGGUGGUGCAAGUGUCAUCCAACAUGGUCCAAGGUGGCCUGAGGGUCAUCCAAGGUGGUCCAGGGUGGCCUGAGGGUCACUCGAGGUGGUCCAAGGGUCAUUCCAGGUGGUCCAAGGUGGCCUGAGGGUCAUUCCAGGUGGUCCAAGGUGGCCUGAGGGUCAUCCAAGGUGGUCCAAGGUGGCCUGAGGGUCAUCCAGGGUGGCCCAAGGGUCGUCCAGCAUUCACUGAGGUCCAUCCGACGUUGUCCAGUGUAGCCCGAGGUUCAUCCAAGGUGGUCCAGGGUGGCCUGAGGGUCAUCCAGGGUGGCCUGAGGUGGUUGAAGGUCCAGCCAAGGUGGCCCAAGCUCCAUCUGAGGUGUCUAAGGUGGUCCAAGAUGGCCCCAGGUCCAUCUGAGGUUGCCCAAGCUCCAUCCCAGGAGAUCCAGGGUGGCCCAGGGUGGUUGAAGGUCCAGCCAAGGUGGCCCAAGCUCCAUCUGAGGUUGCCCAACAUCCAGCCAAGAUGGUCCAUGGUGGCCCCAGGUCCAUCCAAGGUGGCCCAAGCUCUAUCCAAGGUUGCCCAAGGUGCUCUGAGGUGGCCCAAGGUGAUUAAAGGUCCAGCCAAGGUUGUCCAAGCUCCAUCUGAGGUGGUCACAGGUUGUUCAAGGUCCAUCCAAGGUGGCCCAAGAUGGCCCCGGGUCCAUCCAAGGUGGCCCAAGGUCCAUCCACGGUGGGCCAAGAUUGUCCAAGGUCCAUCUGAGGUGGCCCCAGGUUGUCCAAGGUCCAUCCGAGGUGGCCCAGGGUCCAUCCGAGGUGGCCCCAGGUCCAUCUGAGGUGGCCCAGGUCCAUCCGAGGUGGCCCAGGUCCAUCCGAGGUGGCCCCAGAUUCAUGCAAGGUUCCCCAGGGUCCAUCCGAGGUGGCCCAGGGUCCAUCCAAGGUGGCCCCAGGUCCAUCUGAGGUGGCCCCAGGUCCAUCCGAGGUGGCCCAGGGUCUUUUCAAGGUCGUCCAUGGUGGUUGAAGGUCCAUCCGAGGUGGCCCAGGGUCUUUUCAAGGUCGUCCAUGGUGGUUGAAGGUCCAUCCGAGGUGGCCCCAAGUCCAUCCGAGGUGGCCCAGGUCCAUCCGAGGUGGCCCCAGGUCCAUCCGAGGUUGCCCAGGGUCCAUCCGAGGUUGCCCAGGGUCCAUCCGAGGUGGCCCAGGGUCCAUCCGAGGUGGCCCAGGUCCAUCCGAGGUGGCCCCAGGUCCAUCCGAGGUUGCCCAGGGUCCAUCCGAGGUUGCCCAGGGUCCAUCCGAGGUUGCCCAGGGUCCAUCCGAGGUGGCCCAGGGUCCAUCCGAGGUGGCCCAGGGUCCAUCCGAGGUGGCCCAGGGUCCAUCCGAGGUGGCCCCAGGUCCAUCUGAGGUGGCCCGGGGUCUUUUCAAGGUGGUCCAAGGUGGUUGAAGGUCCAUCCAAGGUGGCACCAGGUCCAUCCGAGGUGGUUCAAGGUCCAUCCGAGGUUGCCCAGGGUCCAUCUGAGGUGGCCCCAGGUCCAUCCAAGGUUGCCCAGGGUCCAUCUAAGGUGGCCCCAGGUCCAUCCGAGGUGGCCCCGGCUCCAUCCGAGGUGGCCCCGGCUCCAUCCGAGGUGGCCCCGGCUCCAUCCGAGGUUGCCCAGGGUCCAUCUAAGGUGGCCCCAGGUCCAUCUGAGGUGGCCCCAGCUCCAUCCGAGGUGGCCCAAGGUCCAUCCAAGAUGGUCCCAGGUUCAUCCAAGGUGGCCCUGGCUCCAUCCGAGGUGGUUCCAGGUGGCCCCAGCUCCAUCCGAGGUGGCCCAGGGUCCAUCCGAGGUGGCCCAGGGUCCAUCCGAGGUGGCCCCGGGUCCAUCUGAGGUGGUUCCAGGUGGCCCCAGGUCCAUCCAAGGUUGCCCAGGGUCCAUCCGAGGUGGCCCAGGGUCCAUCCGAGGUGGCCCCAGCUCCAUCCGAGGUGGUUCCAGGUGGCCCCAGCUCCAUCCCAGGAGAUCCUGAAGCCACCUGAGGCCACCAGAAGCUCCUCAGAUCCCCCAAGACCCCAAAAUCCCCCAAAAAAUCCCCCCAAAAUCCCCAAAAAUCCCCCAAAAUCCCCAAAAUCCCCAAAAUCCCCAAAUCGGCCCCGAAGCACUUCCGGGGGUGGGGGAGGGGCCUCGUCCUCCCCUCCCCCCCCAAGCUGGGCUUUUCCCACCAAAAAAAAUUCGGGAAUUUGGGCAAAUUUGGGGCAAAUUUGGGGGAUUUGGGGAGCGGAACGCGGUGGGACCUCCGGGACCUCCCGGCUCCUCCUGGCACUUUACGACCCCCCCAGGGCAAAAAAAUUAAAAAUAAAAAUUAAAAAUAAAAAUUAAAAUUCAAUUAAAAAAAUAAAAAGGCUCCAAAUCCCAAAUUUCUCAAUUUUGGGGAUUUAGGGAAAAAAAAAAACAAAAAAAUUGGGGGGAAAAAGGGAAAAAAAUGGAUUUUUUAACAGGGAAAUUGUGGGUUUUUUCAUUAAAAAAUUCAGAUUUUCCGCUCAAAUAUUCGGGGUUUUUUCCCCUAAAAAAUCAAAAUUUUUCAAGAAAAAAUCAGAAUUUUUCAGCCUAAAAAAAUCAGAAUUUUUUCACUGCAAAAUCCAAAUUUUUUCCCAAAAAAAUUCAAAUUUUUUCCCAAAAAAUCCGAGUUUUUCACCGAAAAAAUUUCAAAUUUUUUCCCAAAAAAUCAGAAUUUUUCAGCCUAAAAAAAUCAGAAUUUUUUUCACUGCAAAAUGCAAAUUUUUUCCCGAAAUAUCCGAAUUUUUUCCCAAAAAAAUCAGAGUUUUUCACCAAAAAAUUUCAAAUUUUUUCCCCAAAAAAUCAAAAUUUUUCACCAAAAAAUUUCAAUUUUUUCCCAAAAAAAUCAAAGUUUUUCACCGAAAAAAUUUCAAAUUUUUUCCCAAAAAUCAGAAUUUUUCAGCCUAAAAAAAUCAGAAUUUUUUUCACCACAAAAUCCAAAUUUAUUCCCAGAAAAUCCAAAUUUUUUCCCAAAAAAUCAGAGUUUUUCACUGAAAAAAUUCAAUUUUUUUUCCAAAAAAUCAGAGUUUUUCAGCCUAAAAAAAUCAGAAUUUUUUCACUGCAAAAUCCAAAUUUUUUCCUAAAAAAUCCAAAUUUAUUCCAAAAAAAUCAGAGUUUUUCACCGAAAAAAUUUCAAAUUUUUUUCCUAAAAAAUCAGAGUUUUUCACAAAAAAAUUUCAAAUUUUUUUCCCAAAAAAUCAAAAUUUUUCACCGAAAAAAUUUCAAAUUUUUUCCCAAAAAAUUCAGUUUUUUCCCCAAAAAUUCAAUUUUCUUCCCCCAAAAAAUUCGGAAUUUUUCCCCCCAAAAAAAUCUAUUUUUUUUUCCGAAAAAAUUAAUUCUUUAUGCUAAAAAUUAAGGGGUUUUUCCCCCCAAAAUCAGAAUUUCUCACCCUAAAAAAUCUGAAUGUUUUUCACUAAAAAAUCAAUUUUUUCACCAAAAAAAUCCAAAUUUUUUCCCAAAAAAAAAUCAGAAUUUUUCACCAAAAAAAUCCAAUUUUUCACCAAAAAAAUCCAAAUUUUUACCAAAAAAUUCAGGUUUUUUCCCUUCAAAAAUUCAGAUUUUUUUACCAAAAAAUCAGAUUUUUUCACCCCAAAAAAUCUGAAUUUUUUUUUCCCUUAAAAAAUCAAUUUUUUCACCAAAAAAUUUUAGAUUUUUCACCAAAAAAAUUCCAAAUUUUCCCCAAAAAUUCCCUUUUUCCCUCACCAAAAAUUAUCUUUUUUAUCCCCCCAAAAAUCAAUUUUAUUUCCAAAAUGAUUCAAUUUUUUUUCACUAAAAAUUAAAGUUUUUUCCCCAAAAAAAUUCUCAUCUUUUCCUUCAAAAUUCAGAUUUUUUACCAAAAAAUUUCCAAUUUUUUCCCCCCAAAAAUUCAGGUUUUUCCCCUAAAAAAUUGAUUUUUCUGCUGGAAUUUUUUGGAGAAUUUUAGGGAAAUUUUGGGAGAUUUUUGACCCAAAAAAUUGGGAAAAAAUACCCAAAAAUUCAAUUUUUUUCCCCAAAAAUUGGAGUUUUUUCCCCGUAAAAAUUUUAAUUUUUUAGCUGGAAUUUUUUUAGAAUUUUAGGGGGAUUUUGACCGAAAAAAUUGGGAAAAAAUACCACAAAAAAUUCAAUUUUUUCCCCAAAAAUUGGAGUUUUUUCCCCGUAAAAAUUUUAAUUUCUUAGCUGGAAUUUUUUUAGAAUUUUAGGGGGAUUUUGACCUAAAAAAUUGGGAAAAAAUACCCCAAAAAUUCAAUUUUUUUCCCCAAAAUUGGAGUUUUUUCCCCGUAAAAAUUUGAUUUUUUAGUUGGAAUUUUUUCAGAAUUUUUUUAGAAUUUUAGGGGGAUUUUGACCUAAAAAAUUGGGAAAAAAUACCCCAAAAAAUUCAAUUUUUUUCCCAAAAAUUGGAGUUUUUUUCCAGUAAAAUUUGAUUUUUUAGUUGGAAUUUUUUUAGAAUUUUUUUAGAAUUUUAGGGGGAUUUUGACCUAAAAAAUUGGGAAAAAAUACCGCAAAAAAUUCAAUUUUUUUCCCCAAAAAUUGGAGUUUUAUCCCCAUAAAAAUUUGAUUUUUUAGUUGGAAUUUUUUCAGAAUUUUUUUAGAAUUUUAGGGGGAUUUUGACCUAAAAAAUUGGGAAAAAAUACCACAAAAAAUUCAAAUUUUUUCCCCAAAAAUUGAAAAUUUUUUCCAGUAAAAAUUUGAUUUUUUAGCUGGAUUUUUUUUAGAAUUUUAGGGGGAUUUUGACCUAAAAAAUUGGGAAAAAAGACCAAAAAAAUUCAAUUUUUUUCCCCAAAAAUUGGAGUUUUAUCCCUGUAAAAAUAUGAUUUUUUAACUGGAUUUUUUUUAGAAUUUUAGGGGGAUUUUGACCUAAAAAAUUGGGAAAAAAUACCACAAAAAAUUCAAUUUUUUCCCCAAAAAAACAGUUUUCCGUCCCAAAAAAUUCGAUUUUUCCGCUUGAAUUUUUGGGGAGUUUUUGGGUGAAUUUUGGGGGGUUUUGACCUAAAAAAUCGAAAUAAAAAAACCCCAAAAUUUCAAUUCUUUCCCCAAAAAACAGAGUUCUUUCCCAUAAAAAUUUGAUUUUUCUGCUGGAAUUUUUGAGUAAAUUUUGGCGGAUUUUGCCCCAAAAAAUUAGGAAAAAAAUCCCCCAAAAAUUCAAUUUUUAUCCCCAAAAAUUGGGGUUUUUCCCUUAAAAAAUCCGAUUUUCCCGCUGAUUUUGGAGCCUCCGUAAAUUAUCGUCGGAUUAAUUAAUAACAAUUAAUUAAAAAAUCCGGAAUUUUCACCAAAAUUUUUUGGGUGGGGUAAAAAUCCGGAAUUUUGGGGCGAUUUUUGGGUUAAAAAUCCCUAAAAAAUCGGAAUUUUCGGCAGAAUUUUGGGGUUUUUUCGAGGUUUUUCCGGGGGAUUUUUGGAGGAAUUUUUGGGAUUUUCCCGGGAAUUUUUUGGGGAUUUGGUGCAUGAGGAAAAAAAGCGCCGGAAUUGGGAAAAUCCGGGAGGAAGAGGAGGAAAAAAGAGGAAAAAAAAGGAAAAAAAAAACGAUUAAAAAAUGAAAAGAAUUGAGGAGAAAA